This is a messenger RNA of Cajanus cajan (pigeon pea), 843 nucleotides long. RefSeq lists its product as uncharacterized. Gene Ontology annotation, molecular function: structural constituent of ribosome. Gene Ontology annotation, biological process: translation. The record is from RefSeq and is a predicted model, not a curated record. NCBI's taxonomy places the organism in Eukaryota, Viridiplantae, Streptophyta, Magnoliopsida, Fabales, Fabaceae. Gene Ontology annotation, cellular component: ribosome.
AAAAGAAAAGCAAUACGGUGUCGUUGGAUUAGGGUUGUGCAUAGGCAGACUAAGGCAGAAAGACAGUGAUGAUCGGAAGUGUUGUGCGCGCAACUUGGCUCCUCCGACUGUGAGUGUCCGUGGUGCUUAGAGCAACAGCCACAAUAAGAUUCAUACCUCUCUUCUCCCUUCCUGCGGCAAUACAAGGUAGGGUCUUUAUCACAUAGGAAACAACAUGAAUUUUGCAGCAUCAUUGUGCAGAAGACUGAAUAUCAAGGAACUUGUGACAAAUGUUCCUGUUUACAGAAGUGCUGGUGAUGUUUCUGGAGAUGGAUUGAGUUUGGUGUUCAGGCGUUGGGCUACCAAAAAGACUGCUGGUUCCACAAAGAAUGGACGUGAUUCAAAACCCAAGAACCUUGGAGUGAAGAAAUUUGGUGGGGAGAUGGUGAUACCUGGAAAUAUCAUUGUUAGACAACGUGGCACUCGUUUUCAUCCAGGAAACUAUGUCGGACUCGGGAAAGAUCAUACUCUGUUUGCGUUGAAAGAGGGUUGGGUGAAGUUUGAAAAGAACAAGCUGACUGGUCGGAAGUGGGUUCAUGUUGAGCCUAAGGAAGGUCAUGUCCUCCACCCUUUGUAUGCAGAUGCUUCUGCAUCUGAGCCAAACGUUGCUAUCUAAGUCUCGCCGAUGACAAAAUUCAGCUUACUUUCUCAGUUUCUUGCCUAUGGUUUAGGUGAAUUCCUAGAUGUUCUUCCUAUGCCUUAAUUAUACCAUCUUUAAUUGAAAAACGGGUCAGUUCUUUUGGUUAGUUAUCGGAUAAAAUAUGCUUUUGAUUUUUCAAAAUAUCUCGAAACUCAGUUUUAAUA